Molecule: messenger RNA, 2063 nt
Organism: Carassius auratus (goldfish)
Lineage: Eukaryota; Metazoa; Chordata; Actinopteri; Cypriniformes; Cyprinidae
Product: transmembrane protein 98-like
Exons: 7
Coding region: 207-869 (220 amino acids)
Cellular component (GO): endoplasmic reticulum
Source: RefSeq, a predicted model, not a curated record
CAAGAUCGAAGUUCACGUCGUUGCUCUCUGCUGCGCGCUCCCGCGCUGGAGAUCUCCGUGCCGUCUCCGCCUGUACACCACGAGCGCGCUUUGUUUCUUGCGACAAACGCCAUAAAAUGGAAAGGAUAUAUAGAAUUGACUAGCUUUUGCAAACUCCAGCCAAACAACUUUUUGACAGUCGUCCUCGUUCUUCUUCAUCUGUAACCAUGGAGACGGUGGUGAUCGUGGCCAUAGGUGUACUCGCCACCAUCUUCUUGGCAUCAUUUGUGGCGCUGGUGGUUGUGUGUCGGCAUCGUUACUGCCACCCUCCGGACUUUCUGCAUCAGUUUGAUUCCAAACCUACAGUUGAUCUGAUCGGAGCGAUGGAGACUCAGAGUGAACCGUCAGAGCUGGAGCUGGAUGAUGUUGUCAUCACCAAUCCUCACAUCGAGGCCAUGCUGGAGAACGAAGACUGGAUCGAAGAUGCCUCUGGUCUUGUAUCUCAUUGCAUUGCGAUUCUGAAGAUAUGCCACACUCUCACCGAAAAGCUAGUUGCCAUGACAAUGGGCUCUGGAGCAAAGGUCAAAGCACCUGCCAGCUUGAAUGACAUCAUCACCGUGGCCAAACGCAUCAGUCCAAGGGUGGAUGACGUGGUUCGCUCUAUGUACCCUCCACUGGACCCCAUUCUUCUGGAUGCCAGAGCCACAGCAUUACUACUGUCGGUCAGUCACUUGGUACUGGUGACACGAAACGCCUGUCACAUGUCUGGCAGCCUGGACUGGAUCGACCAAUCACUGCAUGCGGCCGAGGAUCACAUGGUCGUGUUGAGAGAGGCGGCUUUAGCAUCUGAACCAGAGAGAGGUUUGCCAGAGAGAGAGCAGUCAAUCUGAGUCACUCACACGACUGUGGCAGACAUAUACACAACACACAUUCAAGAACAUGCACAUGUAUUCCUGUAAAGAAUAUGACAAUUUAGUGGACAAUACUUUGGCACGUCCAUGAUAUGAAAGACAUCUUCGCUAAGCCUUGCUUUCAAACAUUGUUUCUUGUACUCUUUCACUGUAUCUCAUUUUUAUCUCUGUUACAUUCCAGUUUAUUCGGUGGUCAUGCCAUCUAAUAUUUCCUCAUGCUGGAUUUAUAUGUAGAUGCUAGAGGCAAAAAGUUCCUCAGACAAUCAAAAACAUGAAUGUAUAAAAAAAUUCCCCAAAAAUGCUUAUUGUUAUCACUAAGUUUGUUAGCUAAACCAUUUAGAAACAAAAAAGGUCUGUCUUAUUUGUCUUAUCUGUCUUAUCACAGUCUACAUAUAGUGUAAUAUUUUAGUACAAUACGUACAAUGUUUUCAUACAUUUACAUAUUUUCCUUAUUAGCAUCAGGUUCUGCGAAAUUGUAAAAUCUUUUUGCUUUUAUUUCUCUCUGAAAAUACAUUUAAAAAAAGAGCAGUAGAAAAAAUGGUUCAUUUUCCUUUUUUUCAGUUCAGUCUCCUUCGCAUAUCAGUUUAUAAAUAGUCAAUACACAAACUGACAAGUCACAAUCGUACAAUCACGUUAAGUUGAUACAUCACUCCUUUAUUACUGUACUGUAAUGUACUCCACUGUUAAAUGUUGGGGUCAGUAUUAAUUUUUAAAGUAUUUGAAAGAAGUCUCAACCAAACUUUGAACAGUUAAAUAGCUGGUUAUGAACAGUUAUGCAGAAAGUAAAACUCUUUUUUUUUUUUUUUUUGUCCAUCUGCUAUUUAGACGUGGCCUGUAUUAUUUCACCAGAGUCACAUGAAGUCUAAAUCCCCACUAAUUCCCUCCCUCAACCCCUGACUAUACACUUCACACUUUCAGCAGCCGCACACACAUUCAGAACUCUGUAAUUUCAUGGAUUAUCAUACAUUUCAGUUAUCAAUCAUGCUUUUCGGUUUCAAUGAUAAGAUUCAAUUGCAGAAUACAGUUGUUAAUUAUGAGUAUUUCUCUUGUUUUUUUUUUUUGUUUUUUUAGCAAUCUUGUUACUGACAUUUCUUGUUUGUUCCUCUAUUUGUUCUUUGACUCCUGUACUGUUUAUGUAUUUUAGCUUUGUAAAGGUAAAUAAAAGUUUCACAA